AUGGGCUCGAGCAAGGUUGCCCGGCGCAGGACUCCUGCCUCAGCACCUUGUCCAGAAUGUGGUCGUUCUUUCUCGCGUAACGACAGCUUGAGUCGCCAUCUUAAAACACACCUGAAUCAUGCAGAAGAGCGUCCAUUCCACCGAAUCAUCAGCGAGAAGUUCCGGGCCUGCAAUCAAUGCCGCAAAUCCAAGAUUCGCUGCACGGGUACCAUCCCCUGUACCCGGUGUGCACAGCUGCAAGAACAAUGUGUCUAUGAUAACAGGCGUAGAGGUGACAGCAUCUCGUGGACUGACCCUCCAGGAGCGGUGUCUGUCUCGGAUGAUCCUCGAGACAAUGUCUCGCCUGCCUCGCCAUCUCCACCACCGUCCCCAAAGAAUCAACAGACAAGAGGGCGAGUGACCGCUCAAGAAGAGGACGAUCUCCCUCUAGGGGCUGCUAAGACUCCGAAUCAUCGAUUGGAGUUGCCUCUUCCCUCACUAGAGCACACUACGGCAAUGCUUCAUCUUGCUCUGUCUCCGGAUGGCCAGACUCGAGCAGUGGAUUUUGAUGGUGGCAAGGAUCCCUCAGGCAUCCCUUCGACAUACGUCUCCCCGACCUUCCAUAUCUUGGAUCCUUAUAGUUACAGAUUGCCCUCUAUAGCCGAUUCCCGUGAAGCACCAACACCAAACAGCCAAGCAUUUGCUCAAUGUAAAUACCCCGUCCUGCAAUACUUGUCGCCAUUUCUGGAUCGGGAAUUUGGAUCUGAUCUUGCCUGCGACCUGUUGGACACUUAUUUUUCCAGCGCAUUCCUCAGUCGUAUGCAUCCUACGUGCCACCACAUCCACAAUUUCAUCUUACGAAGAAUUGAUGUCCUCCACCCUUCUCAACCUCGUCAAACUCAUCCUGCGCUUCUGGGUAGCAUGCUGUUUGUAGCUGCCUUCAGCGACAAAGCGCUGGGUCUAUUUAGUGGACCCGAAGAGAAAGAUCGAGUCUGCAAGUACUUGAGCCUGCUCACAUAUCGCCUUCUGAAUCCCGCCAGGUAUGAGCCGUUGUUGAGACAGGAAGACUUAGGGCUACCGCCCGCCUUCGGUUCGGACUCGGGAUGGAGGAACGAUGACCUACUCCGAGCCUUGGACCUCCCGAGCGAUACUCUCCCAGAGUCCUGGGGCAUGGACUAUAUUAUUGCUUUUAUUCAUGUUUCCUCGGUGAUAUCAGGCAGUGAAAAGAAGGCAGCAAGCAUCAGGUGGUGGAGUGUUGCUUUCAACCUUGCACGGGACUUGAAAUUGAAUGAGGAGGUACAGUCUGCGAUAUUACCCGACGAUGCAGAGAAUGGAUUAACCAGCUUGAACUGCAAAUGUUCUCUGAGUCAACACGCUGAAGGAGACUUAAUCAAUGAAGUCCAGCGCGAGGAGCGUCGCCGGACGUGGUGGCUCCUCUUUCUGAUGGACCGACAUUUAGCAUUGUGUUACAACAGGCCUCUUGCCCUGUUGGAGGCCGAGUGCAGAGACUUACUGCUCCCGCUGGACGAUGUCGCCUGGCAAUCGGGUGCCCAGCCACACAGCCAUGGUACUCGUGCCGAGGGACCUCGAUGCAUGUUGCUACCCUCUGGGACUGGACGCUCACACGGACCUCCAAAGACUUGUUUAGGGGUGGGCCUCUUUGAAUUCUUCUUGCCAUUGAUGGUCCAUUGUGGCACACUUCUGGAUUGGAACCGAUCGCGCCUCCAUCCCGUUCUUUCGGGCGCCUCGAUAUGGAGUUCACAAGAACGUCAAAUCUUGCGUGAGCUUGAUCAUUACCAAGCGACAUUGGACCGCGUCACAACCAGGAUGCACGCUGAGAACGAGGCCGAGAAUGAAUCCCGAUGGAAGCCAUCUUCCGCCGCGGGGGCAGAAGAACCCGAGGCAACGCAUAUUGCCAAAACUGUGGCUGGAUACGCGAGCCAUAUUGUCAGUGUCCUAAGGAUCCUGGUGGGUUCGAAAUGGGAUCCGGUAUGUCUCUUUGAGGAUGCAGAUUUCUGGACAUCUUCGUUAGGGUUCAAAGACUCCAUGUCCCACACAAUGGCCGCCUCUGAAUGCGUUACCCAGAUACUGGAAUGUGACCCGGACAUCAGUUUCAUGCCAUACUUCUUUGGAAUCCAACUCCUCCACGGCAGCCUUCUUCUCCUGCUAGUAGCAUAUCGCUUACAGGCCGAUUCCGGAAAUGCGAUACUGGCCGCCUGCGAGGCCGUCAUCAGGGCAACGGAGGCAUGUUUUGUCACGCUUCCGACAGAUUAUCAGCGACAAUUCAGAAAGUAA
Messenger RNA from Fonsecaea nubica, 2274 nucleotides. RefSeq lists its product as hypothetical. NCBI's taxonomy places the organism in Eukaryota, Fungi, Ascomycota, Eurotiomycetes, Chaetothyriales, Herpotrichiellaceae. The record is from RefSeq and is a predicted model, not a curated record. Gene Ontology annotation, biological process: regulation of DNA-templated transcription; DNA-templated transcription. The transcript is spliced from 3 exons. Bases 1 to 2274 code for a protein of 757 amino acids. Gene Ontology annotation, molecular function: zinc ion binding; DNA-binding transcription factor activity, RNA polymerase II-specific; DNA binding.